Emiliania huxleyi CCMP1516 is the source of this 624-nucleotide messenger RNA. RefSeq lists its product as hypothetical. The record is from RefSeq and is a predicted model, not a curated record. Gene Ontology annotation, cellular component: nuclear exosome (RNase complex); cytoplasm. The transcript has a single exon. Bases 1 to 624 code for a protein of 207 amino acids. Gene Ontology annotation, biological process: RNA processing. Lineage: Eukaryota; Haptophyta; Isochrysidales; Noelaerhabdaceae. Gene Ontology annotation, molecular function: RNA binding.
AUGAGUACGGCGCCGCCCGCGGGCUCGAGGCUCGACGGCACUCUCGCGUGGCCAGGCCUGCGGCUGGCGGACGCGCCCGACGCCGUCUGCGGCGAAGGCGUGCAUCGCUGGGACACCGGACUGCACGCCUCCAUUGCCGGCACCGUCUCGCUCGAUCGCAGCUGCGAGCCGCCGCGGCUGUCCGUCUCCGCCCUCACCGCGCCCUCUGAGCCGGCGGCGGCGCCGCCGACGGUGGGUGACAUCGUCACGUGCCGCGUGAUUCGUAUAAACCCACGCCUCGCGUCGCUCGAGAUCCUCUGCGUCGCGGGCGUGCCGCUGCGCGAGCCGUGUGGAGGGCUGCUGCGGCGCGAGGACGUGCGCGAGUUUGAGCGCGACGCGGUGCUCAUGCGCGACAGCUGCCGGCCGGGCGACAUCGUCCAGGCGCGCGUGCUCUCGCUCGGCGACUCGCGCGCCUACUACGUGACCACCGCGUCGGAGGAGCUCGGCGUCGUCUUUGCGCGCUCCGCCGAGGACGGCUCGACGCUCCUCCCGCUGGCGUGGGACGAGAUGCUCUGCCCAGCGACGCACGCGCGCGAGGCGAGAAAGGUGGCACGGCCGGCACGGCCGGCCUCCACGGCAGUGUGA